Messenger RNA from Chara braunii, 2015 nucleotides. Lineage: Eukaryota; Viridiplantae; Streptophyta; Charophyceae; Charales; Characeae. The record is from the annotation of a GenBank genome assembly.
GGGGCAGACGAUGCCAAAUUCGAAUGGCAAUUUCCUCAUGGAGUGCAAGCUGUGUGGUUAGGGUUUUCAGGGGAGCGAGACGAAAGCCGCACAACACUUCACGAUCAAGAACAAUUGCGCCAAAAUCUUCGUGGAGCAGAUGGCGGAGAUAUGGAACAAGACAAAGUACUGGUUCGAUCCAAGCCAUGCACGGAAGAUCGUGGACUUUCUGAAGUCUCGUGGGUUGCGAGACAACAGAUGUGGAUCGGGGAGGGAGCCGACGGGGAAUGAGGAGUUUGAGGACAGCGAGGAGGAGAGGAGGGCGGUCGAGGGUGGAGAUGAUGAUGGUGAGAGUGAUGCAGAGGACAUGGAGGUGCGGCGAGAGGUGGAGCGCGGCAGGGGAGAGUUGAGGAAGGAGAAGGCCGUUGAUGAGGACAGCACCCCUGACGAGGACGCCGACGCCGACGAUGACGAUGAGGGAGCAGACCUUGGGGCCUCUCUGGAUGGGGGUUUGAUGGGCGAUGGCCGUCGUGGCCAAGAGGGGGCAGCUAGGGCGAUGAAGGAGGCUGAGGGAUCGAAGAAGAGAAAGAGGAAGGCGAAGAUGAUUACCACUGAGGCGAGAUCAACACCUUCUCAGCCCAAAAAGAGCAGAGUUCUUCGACAGACGUCCAUGCUGGAGACCUUCGAUCCAGUCGGCAUCCCAUUUGAGGCGGCGAGGAGGCCAGAGUAUCAUAGGAUGAGGAAGAAGUUGCUCGAGUGUCCGCCGUAUGCACAUCCGGCAUUACCCAUGCACCGUGUGAUUUUGUGCGAAGGCAUCCCUCAGCAGCAGCGAGUUGUGGCGAACAAGGUGGCGGCCAUCCGCAGGGACAUUGAGGCGACGGGAGCGACCAUCCUCACGGAUGGUCGGAAGUCCAUCACGAGCGACCAGAUAGUCAACUUCCUUGCUGCUGGUCCCACGGGCGCGUACCUUUUCAGGACUGUGCAGCGGGAUGGUGCUGUUCAGGAGACAGCAGAGGCCGUAGUCGAGCGAUGGAAGGACGUGUUCGACAAGUUUGGUGUUGACAAGGUGAAUGCCAUUUGUAUUGAUUCCGCGUUUGCGUAUGUUGCUGCGUCCAAGCUCCUCGCCCUGGAGGAGGUCAAGUACAGCCGCAUCACUUGGCUUCCGUGUGCGGUCCAUGUCUGCAACUUCUUGUUGUCAGACAUCGCGAAGGAUGGGCGCGACGGGAGCCUCGGGAAGAGGGAGGACACCAUCAUCAGGGAUCGAGCUGUCGUGUGUUUCAUCAAAGAGCACGGGGCGGCUCUGAGCCUUUAUCGACGGUUCUCUGCCGCCCACCAGUCUUCCGCCUCCGCGGCGGCUGGUGGUUCGAGCUCUGCGCCACCCUCGUCUCAGCGGCGAGGCAGGGAGCUUGUGUACCCUGUGCAGACGAGGUUUGCCACCCACUACUUGAUGCUGGAGAGGCUGCUGGAUCGUCGCAGAGCGUUGGAGGCGUUGAUGAUGAGCGACGAUUGGCUGCGGACUGCAUGGAGGAGGGGAGGCAGCGGGCAGGGUGUUGGGGGUGCAGGGCGGACARGUGGUGCAGGGCGUGCUGGCACAGGAAAAGUUAGGCGAGAGUCUGCAUUGUCCACUCGCACUGUGCAUCGGGUUGAUGAGGAGAGGCCCGCUGAGGCAGCUGUGGUCGCUCCCUCCCCUAUGGAGGUUGCUCCCUCCCCUGCAGAGUUCGCUGCGGCGUCUGCAGAGGGCGCAGUGGCGUCUGCGGAGGGUCCAGGCGGGUUUGCGGGUGGUAGUGGCGAUGCUGGAGAGGUUGGGAGGCCAUCUACACAGGGGCAGGCGACAGAGUCAGAGAAGGACAGGAUCAACCGCGAGGAGAGGAGGAGGGCGCAGGGGUUGGCUAGCCGCUGCGAGAUGACGCAGAGUGUUGCAUUGAGGGCACGUGUAGCGCGGAUGCUCGAGACGGGCGUUGAGGCAGGUGAUGCAGAGGGCGAGUGAGGCGCUGCGGGCAUAGGGGAUGCGGGCGAGAGACCUGCGUCRCCWGUUC